Messenger RNA from Linepithema humile (Argentine ant), 933 nucleotides. NCBI's taxonomy places the organism in Eukaryota, Metazoa, Arthropoda, Insecta, Hymenoptera, Formicidae. The record is from RefSeq and is a predicted model, not a curated record.
AUGUGUAUGAAAAAGUCUUCUUCAAAAGAAGAUACCAUAAAAGAAAAAGCUGAAAUUUACAGAGAAGAAGAUAUCUUGCCAUUGGAUGUUAAAGAAAAUCAACAGACAAAUAAAACAUUACUUACCUUGUUGAAAAAAGCAGAACAAGAAAAAAAGAAUUUGUUGAUAGAGAAAAACAGACUUAUAGAUCAAAAUGACAAACUUAUUGAGGAAAAUCAUUUAUUAAACAUAAAAGUAGAGCAACUACAAACAGAUGUACAAGAACUGCAAACAGACGUACAACAAUUGCAAACAGACGUACAACAAUUGCAAACAGACGUACAACAAUUGCAAACAGACGUACAACAUAAAUCCUGUACUAUUACACAAUUAGAAGAAGAUAAACGGAACGAAGUCAAAAAGAUAGCUACAAAUGCCUUGAAGAAAGUAUUUACUUCUGGACAGAUAAAAAUGCUAAUGUCAUCAAAUGACAAUAUUAGAAUUAAAAGGUCAUCCGAGGAUAUCACAUCUGCUAUAAACUUAAGAUCGUUAAGUCCAAAGGCGUAUCGAUAUUUGAGAGAAAUAAAAAGAUACCAUUGCCAUGCGAAUCAACCUUACAAAACUGGUAAACACUCAGGACACGCAAUUUCACCAGGUGAAAAUACUGCGGGAGACAGCAGUUCCACAACCUUAAUAGAUAUCCAAGAUACGCGUUGCGAUAAUUUUACAACUCCAACGUGCUCACAUUUUCUAUCAGACGAGAAUGAAAUCAUAACUAGAGAAGAAGAGGAAAUAUUUAUGGGCAUUCCUAAAUUAGAAAAAAAUUGCACAAGAACAGAAGAGGAAGCAAUGGAAAAAAAUAAUGCGGAAGAGGAAGAAAAUGGUGAAGCUCUAAAUUUAGAUAGUUAUAAACCUACUGUUGAAGAAGUAGAGCUGCUAGAAAGUUUCGAGCAA